Messenger RNA from Besnoitia besnoiti, 858 nucleotides. RefSeq lists its product as uncharacterized. The record is from RefSeq and is a predicted model, not a curated record. NCBI's taxonomy places the organism in Eukaryota, Apicomplexa, Conoidasida, Eucoccidiorida, Sarcocystidae. The coding region runs from base 1 to 858 and encodes 285 amino acids. The transcript has a single exon.
AUGUUGGCCCGGAGAGUCUCACCAGGUGCGGCCAGAGCUCCAGUUGCGGUGACUAUAGAGCUGGAUCUGCACAAGAUGUCACACGACUUUCAGAAAGAUGUGCUGCUGCGAAGAGGGGAUGUAUUUGACUUGAUUGAUAGGACUGGCGACGCGACCAUACUCCCAGAGGCAUAUGCCUCUGAAGCAUUCGUGUUCAGUGACGGAAAAUGUGAUUCCUCUCAGAUUGUCAGUUACGGCGAUGUCUUUCGAGGAGUCGGUAGAAACUAUUCUUUCUGGAAAAAGAUCCGCGGCGCAUCCCGAUUAAGGCUCGGCAAGGGCAGCAGCGAACGCGAUAACGAGGCCGCUAUGGUACCGACCACCUAUAGGUUUACUAAGCCGCCAUCGGGAGAGGCAGUUUCAGAAUUCUGUUUCCUAGUUGUUGUCCCAGCAGCCUCUUCUCGGGGCAUCGCAGCCUCGCAAAUAGGUCUCGCGAACAACACACAUGACCAAGUUCUAGUGGAUAGCCACAAUGCGCAGUCAGGAGACAUUAAUAACGAGACGGCAUCGUUCAGUUAUGGGACACCCAGGAACGCAACUACAGAGCAGGAUGGCGAAACCAAGGGCAGGAGGCAUGCCUCAGGAACUGAAAAGGAAGCGCCACCAAGGAGGCUUCAUCCGGACUUUGGCGUUGACGAAGAUCCAGACGAAAAUGAGAGUGAGGACACGGUCUUUGCUAUUAUUAACGAUGAAGAACGGGAAUACUUGCUUCGUCGUCUCGGAGCUGUUGACACAGAGGACGCAGACAUCGUGGAUCGGUCCUACGUGGUGACAGUUGUCUUCCGUUUACCAGUACAAGAUGUGGGUGGGCCUCCCGAAUGA